This is a messenger RNA of Protopolystoma xenopodis, 858 nucleotides long. The record is from the annotation of a GenBank genome assembly. NCBI's taxonomy places the organism in Eukaryota, Metazoa, Platyhelminthes, Monogenea, Polystomatidea, Polystomatidae.
AUGUCGAAUGUAAAGGCCAUUUUCGACGCCGUUCAACUGGUGAAACCGGCUUUGGCUCUGUUUUCGGAUCAGGGUGGGGAUGAUGUUGGCGUGAAAAGGGUACGCAAAAAGGGCAGGUCAGAAUCGAGUAGAAUCCCACAUUGGCUGAACCUCUCGUCCGCCCACCAACCCGGCAAUACGAUGCUACCAACACAGGGAAGUGGUCGCAUUGAAAUUUUCUCUUUCUCAACUCUUGCCAUUCGUCAAGUUGCCCAGGCAACCAUUGGUACCGGAUUCAUACCGCUCUGUCUUAUCAUUAAACAAAUCAAUUUGACCAGCUACUUAUACCCAACUCUACCGCCAUCUUUUGAUACAUGCACCCCAGUCGGCAUUGCUUUCGUCGCCCAGCAUCUGCCCACAUGCCUCGUCUUGACCUGCACUCAUCGGAUUCUUGUCUUGGAUCCCGCCCAGCGGAUGGACGGUAGUCAAGCUGCAUCGGUAGGCCUUAGACGCUCGUGCUGUCGUCAACCUGAAGGCCCCGGCCCGGGAGCAAAGAGUGGACUGGGUGUGGCCAAGGCGAGGCGGCCAGAUACCAUAAACCAACUGGAGGCUGCGGAUAUCCGCCAACUGUCGACAACUGGAGGGGAAACGGAGGAUCUGGACACCCGCCUGAGCCCGGGCGGUCCGAGGCAAUCCAGCGCGUCUGCCCAGUUGGCCGGGACUCGAGCCCAACUCUUGGCUGUUGGAGUGCCCCACGUCGUAGGUAGGAUUUGCCGUCACAUGAAGGAAUUACGAAGCAGUCGAGAAUGGCGUCGCCAACCAGCAAAACUGUGCAAUCUUCGAGAGGUACACUCUGCCCGAAGGAUAAAGCACUGUUAA